Malania oleifera is the source of this 1435-nucleotide messenger RNA. RefSeq names its product delta(12)-fatty-acid desaturase FAD2-like. Bases 209 to 1372 code for a protein of 387 amino acids. NCBI's taxonomy places the organism in Eukaryota, Viridiplantae, Streptophyta, Magnoliopsida, Santalales, Ximeniaceae. Gene Ontology annotation, molecular function: oxidoreductase activity, acting on paired donors, with oxidation of a pair of donors resulting in the reduction of molecular oxygen to two molecules of water. The transcript is spliced from 2 exons. Gene Ontology annotation, biological process: lipid metabolic process. The record is from RefSeq and is a predicted model, not a curated record.
AAUAUAUAGCAGCUAGCAAUGUCCUCAUACGGGCAGUAAUAAAUCACAAAAGUUUCAAACAAAUUUUAUAAGAAUAUAAAAAAUAGACCAUCCACCAGACGCCUAACAUAAAUAUUUUCCUAUACGAGCAGUGGAGAAUGGCUCUAUCAGUCACUCGUGGUCGUUGGUGACUCCUGAGUCCUGACCACCGUCACUCCGCCGGAAAACGAUGGGUUCAGACCGCCAAAUGACGUCGUCCCCGGCCCUCAAAAACCCCGGCACCAAACUCCGGCGAGCCCCGCACUCCAAACCCCCGUUCACACUCAGCCAGCUGAAGAAAGCCAUCCCGCCGCAUUGUUUCCGACGAUCGGCGCUUCGUUCCCUCUCCUACGUCGUCUCCGACCUCGCUGUCGCUGCCUUGCUUUCUCACAUUUCCACCACCUACGUCCCCUUCCUUCCCCGCCCGCUGCGCUACCUCGCCUGGCCAGUCGUUUGGUUCCUCCAGGGCUGCGUUUUGACCGGCUACUGGAUCAUCGCCCACGACUGUGGCCACCACGCCUUCAGCGAGCACAAGUGGCUCGACGACCUCGUCGGCUUCUUCAUCCACUCCUCCCUCCUCGUCCCCUACUUCUCCUGGAAGUACAGCCACCGCCUUCACCACUCCAACACUGCGUCCCUCCCCCGCGACGAGUCCUUCGUCCCCAUGCUCCGUUCCCAAAUACCUUGGAUUUUCAAGUAUUUCAACAAUACACUGGGUCGGAUCCUUAUAAUUCUCGGAUCAGCCCUCAUGGGCUGGCCGCUCUACCUCCUCGUCAACGCCUCGGGUCACACCUACGACCGCUGGACCUCUCACUUCGACCCGUACAGCCCCCUCUACACCGACCGCGAUCGGGUCAUGAUCCUAGUCUCCGACGCUGGAGUUCUCGCCACCGGGUAUAUACUCUUCCGGGUAGCGGUCGCGAAGGGGGUGUGGUGGUUGUUCUGCGCUCUCGGCGCCCCGAUGCUGGUGGUUCACGCGUUUCUUGCACUGAUUAUUUUCUUGCAGCACACGCAUCCUUCGUUGCCGCACUACGACGGGUCGGAGUGGGACUGGAUGAGAGGAGCUCUGUCGACGGUGGACAGAGACUACGGAAUUCUGAACGGAGUUUUUCACAACGUCGCCGACACGCACGUGCUGCACCACCUCUUCACCACGAUUCCGCACUAUAACGCCAUGGAAGCCACCAAGGCUGUAAGGCCCAUACUUGGGGAGUACUACCGGUUCGACGCGACGCCGUUCUGGCAAGCCGUGUGGAGGGAGGUGAGAGAGUGCGUGUUCGUGGAGCCGGACGGUGGCGAGGGGAACGGCGGCGUUUACUGGUUCAGAAAUUAUGCGGUCAAAAAUAAAAUUUGAUAAGGUCAUUAAGUGGGGAUCAAUGUUAUCUGCAUGGGUGAACAGGGCUGUGGAUUUGCAUUC